Protobothrops mucrosquamatus (brown spotted pit viper) is the source of this 1976-nucleotide messenger RNA. It is a transcript of the gene CSTF2, whose product is annotated as cleavage stimulation factor subunit 2. Gene Ontology annotation, biological process: mRNA 3'-end processing. Gene Ontology annotation, cellular component: mRNA cleavage and polyadenylation specificity factor complex. Bases 9 to 1787 code for a protein of 592 amino acids. Gene Ontology annotation, molecular function: mRNA binding. The transcript has 17 exons. The record is from RefSeq and is a predicted model, not a curated record. NCBI's taxonomy places the organism in Eukaryota, Metazoa, Chordata, Lepidosauria, Squamata, Viperidae.
CGAGGAAGAUGGCGGGCUUGUCGGUGCGGGACCCCGCGGUGGAUCGGUCUCUGCGCUCCGUCUUCGUGGGGAAUAUCCCUUAUGAAGCCACCGAGGAACAGCUAAAAGAUAUCUUCUCAGAGGUUGGACCUGUUGUCAGUUUCCGAUUGGUAUAUGACAGAGAGACGGGCAAACCAAAAGGCUAUGGCUUUUGUGAGUAUCAAGAUCAAGAAACCGCCCUCAGUGCCAUGCGGAAUCUCAAUGGGCGAGAAUUUAGUGGAAGAGCGCUUCGAGUGGACAAUGCAGCCAGUGAGAAGAACAAGGAGGAACUCAAGAGCCUGGGCACUGGUGCUCCCAUCAUAGAGUCACCCUAUGGAGACCCUGUGAACCCCGAAGAUGCUCCUGAGUCCAUCAGCAGAGCGGUGGCCAGCCUGCCUCCUGAGCAGAUGUUUGAACUGAUGAAGCAAAUGAAGCUGUGUGUCCAGAACAGUCCUCAGGAGGCACGGAGUAUGCUCUUGCAGAAUCCUCAGCUCGCCUACGCCUUGCUGCAGGCCCAAGUGGUGAUGCGUAUUGUCGACCCAGAGAUUGCGCUGAAAAUUCUCCAUCGCCAAACCAGCGUCCCGUCUCUGAUUCCUGGAAAUGCACAGCCAGGGCCAGGACAGGGACCUGGGCCAAAUGCUCAGAUGAACCAGCCGAACGUCCCUUCUUCUCAGCCACAACCAAUUGGCGGGAUGCACGUCAAUGGAGCCGCUCCCCUGAUGCAGCCCCCCAUGCAAGGAGGAGUACCUGCUCCAGGCCAGAUGCCAGCUUCAGUGCCCGGACCUGGGCCUGGGCCCAUGGCUCCAGGAGGUAGCAUGCCCGGGAGUGGCCCGAUGAUCUUGGAACGCGGACAAGGGAACCUGCAGCUCUCUCCCGUGGGACCUGCCAGGUCUGCCUCUCUUGAGCGCGUUCAAGUGCCCAUGCCAGACCCACGAGCCCCUAUGCACCGGGGGCCAAUGCCAGCUAGUGGGCCACCACCCCGAGGCCUUCUGGGAGAUGCCCCCAAUGACCCACGGGGAGGCACGUUGCUGUCGGUCACUGGAGACGUGGAGCCCAGAGGUUACCUCGGGCCACCGCACCAGGGGCCACCAAUGCACCACAUGCCCGCGCACGACAGUCGUGGGCUGCCCCCCCAUGAAAUGAGAGGCGGACCGAUGGGAGAGCCACGUCCCCUGAUGGGAGAGCCACGAGGGCCCUUGAUGGAUGGCCGAGGCGGAAGAGACCCGAGGGGUUUGGAGCCCAGAGUGAUGGACGGCCGGGGCAUGGAGCCCAGGGUGAUGGAUGGCCGGGGCAUGGAGCCCAGAGGCAUGGAGCCCAGGGUGAUGGAUGCGAGGGGCAUGGAACCGAGAGGCAUGGAGCCCAGAGGCAUGGAGCCCAGAGUGAUGGAUGCGAGGGGCAUGGAAGGCCCUGGAAUGGAGUCUAGGGGCCCCGGUCCCAACCCCAGAGGUCCAAUGACUGGCGCGAUUCAAGGUCCAGGGCCUCUGAAUAUGGGAGCAGCAGGCCCACAAGGCGCUCGACAGGUUCCUAAUAUGCCAGGGACAGCAAUGCAGGCUGGAGCCAUGGCAGGCGGAGCCGUACAACCUGCAGCCCAGCCUGGAGGUUUCAGCCCUGGGCAAAACCAAGUCACACCCCAGGAUCAUGAAAAGGCAGCCCUCAUUAUGCAAGUCCUCCAGCUGACAGCUGACCAGAUCGCCAUGCUGCCUCCCGAACAAAGGCAGAGCAUUCUCAUUCUGAAGGAGCAGAUACAGAAAUCCACUGGCGCCCCGUGAACCACAUUCCUCCGGCUUAGGAAUCCUUUGAAUGAAAUUCAGCCCUGGCUGGAAAUGACACUGAAGGCAGCUCACAGACCCUUCCCUCGUCUGGUCCAAAUCAGAAAGGAGAAGGGGGGUUUUUUGUUCCCGCCCCCUCAUUGUUUCCAUUCUUGUCUCAAAUAAAACUAUGUUCUACAGUUGACCACA